Cololabis saira (Pacific saury) is the source of this 1993-nucleotide messenger RNA. RefSeq lists its product as uncharacterized. The transcript is spliced from 6 exons. The record is from RefSeq and is a predicted model, not a curated record. The coding region runs from base 172 to 1083 and encodes 303 amino acids. Gene Ontology annotation, cellular component: membrane raft; external side of plasma membrane. Lineage: Eukaryota; Metazoa; Chordata; Actinopteri; Beloniformes; Belonidae. Gene Ontology annotation, biological process: interleukin-15-mediated signaling pathway; positive regulation of ERK1 and ERK2 cascade; T cell activation. Gene Ontology annotation, molecular function: MHC class II protein binding; protein tyrosine kinase binding.
UGAACUUGAACUCUUGCUGGUUGUGUGUUCAGAGUAUUUACACCAGUGUGAGGACGGUGGGUGUUGGUGUGAAGAUGAUUUUAGCCACUACGUUAACAAGAAACAGGAACUAAUAUGUUCAUAUAGAGAGGGGAAGCAGAGAGAAGCAUCAUUUCAUCCAGCAGAGACAGAAUGACACCACGACUGCAGCUCUUCAUCACUUUACUGCUUCACUUUGAAGCAGGAAUCAGUGAACGAUGGAUCGAUCUCUAUCACAGAGCUGGAGAUGACGUCGUUUUACCGUGUAUCUAUGGUUCUUCACAUAACCAAUGUUCUGAUGUUCACUGGCUUUACAACAACAUUCCAAAUGCAAACCCACUAAAUGAGAUUAAUAAUGGAAAUAUUGUGAAGACGUCACCUGGAGCUGACAGGAUCAAUUUGAGCAGUAACUGCUCUCUGAUCAUCAACAACAUCACUGCUGAAGAUGCUGGUCGUUACGACUGUAGGAAUAGAUACGUGUAUAGUACUUUUUUGCACACAUAUGUGUUUCUGAGUGUUUUAACAGUCUCUCCAUCUCCACCAGAUGUGGAUCCAGGAAGGGAUGGAGAUGUGACAUUACACUGUUCUCUGAUGGGACACAGUCAUUUGGGUCCCUGUGAGCAGAACAGCAUCAUCUGGGUGAAUGAGACAGGAACUGUGCUGCUUGGUGAAGGUGAUGGGUUUGUGUCUGGAGGACACAACAACUGUGUUUCUGAUCUGAUGGUGAAACAUCAGGGAGGCUCCAAGAGAAGAUUCACCUGCCAGGUUGUUGAAGGAGACAGAGUGAAGAUAGAUGCUGAAUACACGCUGGACUUUACAGAUUCCAGUCUGAUCAAUACCAGAUUGAUUAUUGGAUGGGUGGUCAGGGGGCUGAUGGUGGUUCUGGUCAACAUCGCUACGUUUCUCAUCAUUUACAGGAUGAAAGUUAAAAGGAACAAUCCCAAAAAUCCAACAGAUGUUCAGUUACCAAUGCAGCAGUAUGUGAACAGGGAUGAUGAUGAUGAUGAUGAGGUGAACUAUGAAAACGAUGAAGACCUGCCUGCUUCUGUCCGAUCCACAGAUUAAUAAAUCAGCUGUGUGUGAUGGAAACAUUAGCCUUAGCCUGGGUACAGUGCAGCAGACGGAUGUUUUGUCUUUGAAAGCUCAGCUCUGGGGUCACCGGGGCCUGUUUAUGAGAAUCCUAGUGUUUAAUCUUCAUCAUUUUGUGAUCUUUUCCUCGGUGUCACUCCUGGAUCGAGGAGUCUGAUGGAUGUUUGACCCACUUGCUAACGAUGUAUUAAAUCUCCUAAACUUUCCCCAUCUGCCCCUUUGUUUAAAAAAUUAAAUGUAUUAUCCAUCUAUGAUAUUAACAUACUCCAAUCAUGUGCUUUCAUUUACAAAUGCACUUAUCUUGCAAAUAUGCUUCCAAGUACUUUCAAAGAUUUUUUUAAGACCAAUUCACAAAUUCAUAACUAUAAUACUAGACAAUUUGAGGAUCUCCAUUCUUCAUUCAGUCGUACCAAUAGCAGUCAGUUCUCCAUCAAAGACAGAGGUUCCUCACUCUGGAAUUCUCAUAUACUUAUUGCUAAAUCUUCACUGUCUAUUAGUAGUUUUAAACAGAGAUUGAAGACCAGCCUUAUGGAUCAAGCGUAUAGAAGUGCUUCCACUUAAAGUGGACUCACUUCUGCACGUGCACAUACACACGCACACACACACACACACACACACACACACACACACACACACACACAUACAAACACACAUGUGCAUGCUCACAUACAUCCAACCGAGAAAUUGCUUGUAAAUAUCCAUCUUAUUGGAACGCUGUUUUUGUACUUGCUGGUAUUAUAAUGUAAUGUAUUAUCUUGGUGAGAACUUUGAAUAAGCCCAUUUAGGGCUUCCUUUCUCACCUGCACAUAUUUUCAUGCUUUUAUAUUCAUUUUUACUUUUGUACCGUUUUCAUGUUGUGCAAAUAAACAAAUCAAAUCAAAUCAAA